GAAAUCGUGAAAUUGCCUGGACGACCCCAAACUUUUGAACGGUAGUGUAUUUGUGUGAUACUUCCGGGUGAAGAUGAAUUCUCCCGACUGUCCGUGAAAGCAGCACUGAGUGAAACUGCCAGCAGGAGCAGUCGAGAGCGGAGAUCAUUAGAGAGCAAAUCCAGCUUCCUGGAUGGAAAAGAAAGCAGAACCGACACACACCAGGACACACACACACACAAGCCAGGCAACAGCGAGCAGGACGCUUAGACAUGCUUUUAGUUCCUUUUUAGGCCCGCUGCGGGUGUUAGAAAGGCGCAGUCGGUGCGGUCGCAGCGGCGUUAGGCAUUGACAGCAGCUUGUUCCAGCAGCAGACUAUAUCAACACAUGUGUUGAUAGAGUCUGUGUUAGCAGUCAGAGCACUGCGGCUGUGCAUCUGGACUCCUUCACCCAGCGGUCCACUGGCAAGGAACAUGGAGGAUGUAGCUCCUCUCCAUCCCCAGCAGAAGGGCUAGGAGUAGCCUGAUUUCUCCAUCCUUCUCUCCCUGCUUCGCCUCAUCAUGGCCAGCAGGAGUCCCACCCUGAGCCGGGAAGCCAGGGAUUCGGCUCCGGAGACACCUGAGGCUGCCGCUGACCCCCAACCAGGGCCCGAGAUCUUCUGCAAGCUGUGCCUCACUGAGCAACCAUCUGCAGCCACCAAGGAGCUGCAGAGCUGCAAGUGCAUCUUCUGCACAUCGUGUUUGCAGCAGUAUGUUCAGCUAGCCAUAAUGGAGGGUGGGGGUGCACCCAUCACCUGCCCAGAUAUGACCUGCCAAAAGACUGGAGUGCUGCUGGACUCUGAGAUAGCUGGCUUGGCUGCAGCAGAUCAGGCUGAGCUGUAUGAGCGUCUGAAGUUUGAGAGAGAGGUGAAGCUGGACCCCGGUAAAGCCUGGUGCCCGGUGCUUGAAUGCCAGGCGGUGUGCAGUGUGCAUCCCAGCACCGAGGGCCAACCCGCCGCCGUGCCCUGCCCGACCUGUCACACCGUCUUCUGCUCGGGCUGCAGAGGACCAUGGCAGGACGGCCACGCCUGCCCCGAGCGCCAGCCAAUCAUGUCCUCACCCUCUCAUGAAAGCAGGGCCCGCUCCGACAGUGACUCCGACAUGCCCAUCAAGCAGUGUCCUAUGUGUGAUGUCUACAUCGAGAGGAACCAGGGCUGUGCACAGAUGCUGUGUAAGAGCUGCAAACACACCUUCUGCUGGUACUGUCUGCAGAAUCUGGAUGGUGAUAUCUUCCUGAGACAUUAUGAUAAGGGACCGUGCAGAAACAAGCUGGGACACUCCAGGGCCUCAGUUAUGUGGAACAGAACGCAGGUGGUGGGCAUCCUGGUGGGGGUCAGCAUCAUUGUGUUGGUGACGUCUCCUCUGCUCCUGCUGGCGUCGCCCUUCAUCCUGUGCUGUGUGUGCAAGCCCUGCAGAGGCAAGAAGAAGAAGAAGAAGAGGAAGAAGGACCUCAGCCAGCCAGACUCCUCCACAUCAUAGCAGCUCUCGCUCCCAUCUGCCUGCCCAGGAUCACGCCACUAACCUCAUGAAAGCCAAGAUAAGUGCUGCAUGGUGGAAAAGAAUAAAACUCAUGGAACAAUGGAGUACUUUUUUAUUUCUCGACAGACUGAAACUGUAAGUGGAUCACCAAGAUCAACAAGUACAGACUUUUCUAUGAAGCCUCAGUGAGAGAGCUGCUCAAAGAUAACUCUGGAAUUACAAGAGUACGUACUUCAUACGACGGACGUGUAAAUAUAUGGAGAAUGAAUGUAAGUCACUUGCCUAGCUAGUUUUCAGAGGCACAACAGAUAGUAAGUAGAUCGGCGGCUGUGAGAGUUUUCCUGCGCAGGGCUUUCUCUCUCUAAUGCGUGCACGCACGCACGCACACACACACACACACACACACACACACACACACACACACACACACACGCACGCAGUUCAAAGUGCAACGCCACCCUCAUGUGCCAGACGUCAUGGUGCCAAACCAGAGGUGUUAGGUGCUCAAGUGCCUCGCUCUACAGUGCCUGGUGCUUGGUUCGAUUUGUUUUGCCUUCCAUUCUAUCUUUAUCUUAUGCAAAAUGUUUUUGGCAUUCUGAAAACGGACGACCGUCAGGAUCACACAGGGUUGUAAAAUCUCUCAACAAUGCGAAACAUUCUCUGAUAAUGGGAGAAGGCAAAUCUGAAGCAAGCAUAAGUUAUGGCAACUGGACUAACCUCAUGUGAGUCGAAAACGUUUCACCUCUCAUCCAAGAGGCUUCUUCAGUUCUGAAAGCCUGGUGGGGAGUACCAGAUAUUUAUCCACCAGGAGGGUGGUGGCAAAAACAAGUGGACAAAGACCCGAAACCAACAGACUCGUUAGGUGUUAAUGUGAGUCGUUAGCCUUUGAUGGGCGGUCGUUACCCCUCCCAGCCCUCUAGGAGGGUGGUUGGGGGUCACCUGACUGCAAGUGGGACAGAUGGCUGCACCUCCUUGGGAGGGCUCUAAGAACGGCGUUGUAAGUGGGAGACAAGUGGUGUCUGAGGCCCCCUCCUCUGUUCAAAGAUGGCCGUUCUAGUUUGACAUGAAUGGCUUCUUUUACCCCUCUCUCAAACCAUCUGUCCUCUCUGGCUAGAAUGCGCACCUUGUGGUCAUCAAAGGAGUGCCCCUUCUCCUUGAGGUGGAGGUGGACUGCUGAGUCCUGGCCUGUGGUCGUGGCCCUCCUGUGUUGUGCCAUGCGCUUGUGUAAUGGCUGCUUAGUCUCUCCAAUGUACAGGUCAGAGCAUUCCUCAUUGCACUGCACUGCGUACACCACAUUGCUCUGUUUCUCCCUUGGAAUUUUGUCCUUGGGAUGGACCAGCUUUUGCCUCAGAGUGUUGCUGGGCUUGAAGUGUACUGGGAUCUGGUGGGUGUUAAAGAUCCUCCUGAGUUUCUCUGAAAUUCCUGCCACAUAGGGGAUGACAAUGUUGUUUCUCUUUUUUUUUGUGGUCCUCGUCUUUCUUAACGAAGGCAAAUGGCAUCACGUGUGCACCGUUGAUUCUGUGCUGAUGUGAAACAUGAUAGGGCUGCAAUGGUGCACAGAGAACUCUUCCUCUGCGGAUGUUUGUUGUCUACACCUGGCGUAUGUUGCAGACCAAAGGCUCUAAAGGAUAAUGUGUACUUUUCUAAAGUGUGUUAAUAUGUAUUUAUGGGUUAUGUGUGUAUGGCAUCAUUUCUACGUUUCUGUUGAUGUUUCUGCAUCAGAUAUUUUAUAAAAGCAUCAUUGUAAAUGAAAAUAAACAUAAUGUGUUGAACAUGCA
Messenger RNA from Amphiprion ocellaris (clown anemonefish), 3274 nucleotides. It is a transcript of the gene rnf144b, whose product is annotated as ring finger protein 144B. Gene Ontology annotation, cellular component: ubiquitin ligase complex; cytoplasm; mitochondrial membrane. Gene Ontology annotation, molecular function: ubiquitin conjugating enzyme binding; ubiquitin protein ligase activity; zinc ion binding. Lineage: Eukaryota; Metazoa; Chordata; Actinopteri; Pomacentridae. Gene Ontology annotation, biological process: positive regulation of proteasomal ubiquitin-dependent protein catabolic process; protein polyubiquitination; ubiquitin-dependent protein catabolic process. Bases 540 to 1496 code for a protein of 318 amino acids. The record is from RefSeq and is a predicted model, not a curated record. The transcript has 8 exons.